CCUUACAUCAUUUGAUCACCUUACCCAUCCUAUACUUCGUCCUCAUCAGGAGAACCAGGUGUAAUGACGCGUGGAGCUUCAUUCAUGAUAGGUUUCCUCUUGAUCAUUGCAGCAACAGCUGAGCUUGAUUGCCAGUCGACUGACUGUCUCAAGGAGACGCGACAAUCGCUGAGCAAAGUGCUGCUGCAGACCCAGCGCGUAAAUGGAAGGUCUCAAACCUUCAAGGAUGCUGCGAAUUCAAACGAACCUGAAUUGGUCAAACCACUUGCUAUUCGGUUCGUGCAAAGUGCUGAUGGAGAUUCCCCUCACAGUCUUCCCGUAAUCAAUCAGGGAGAUCUCGAACAAAGCCAGAAUCCAGAGAACAUGCGGGCACCGGAGAUGAAGGCUGCAUAUGUUCUCCUGUUUCCAAUGGGCUUGUCUCUUUUGAGUAUGGUUUUUUCUUACAUUUGGUUCACAGCUCUAAGCUUGCAGAAAAUUGACGAAAGCAGCCAUGGCGGCCAUAGCCAACCGCUGGCACAUGAAACAAGUCCACUACCAGUCACGGCGUUCAAGAAGUUGGCCAAGGACAGCAAGUUGCUUCAGCCGGAAAAAUCCCAGGACCCAGCGCCCUCCGCGCAACAAGUCCUCGGCCAUCAAAAGCCCCAAGAAUCGGACGAGCCCGGGGGGUCCCACGACUCUGAAAAAUUGAGCCUGACUGUGGCUGAAGCUGCAGCUGCAGCUCCACAGUUGAAACUUCAGCCUGGAAACAUACAUUCAGGCGGUGAGAUCGUGGUGGAAGCCUUGCGUUUGUCUGGGGUUGAACGUCUUUUUGGCAUCCCGGGCGUUCAAAAUUUGGCUCUGUACAAUGCCAUUUGCCGCCCCCAAGGAAAGCCACAAGCUGGAGACGUGGCCAUGCAUCUCAUUGGCAAUGAGGAAGCUGCAGCCUACAUGGCCUGGGGUGUUUGGCACAAGGAGAAGCGCUUGGGCUGUGCUUGUUUGAUUGGUGGUGCUGGCGUGACUCAUUCUCUUGCUGGCGUGGCUUGUGCCUUCAGAGAUGGCACCCCAAUGCUCGUGUUGACAGCCGGCGUGCGGGCUGGGAACGAACGCUUUCAAUUGCAUGAUGUCGACAACCUUGCAGUGUUGAAGCCCGUUUGCAAGGCAUUGUUUCGUCCGGCUUCAGUGGAAGAAAUCUGUGCCGCAAUUGCCCAAGCGUGCAAAUGUUCUCUUCAGGGGCGGCCUGGACCUGUUGGGGUUGAAAUUGCUUGUGACUUGUACAACAAGCAUGGUUCCUUUGAAUGGGACAGCACGAUUGGUCAAGGCUAUCCAUAUACUCCAAUUCAGCAACCAGAAUUGCCAACUCGGCCAGCCUCUGCAGCGUUAGCAGCACAUGCAUCUGACCCACUGGUUUCCUUCAUCAAAAACUUAACCUUGCAAGCAAGAGGAGAACAUCUAAAGUGUACCCUGGUUGCUGAGCCUGGCUACUGUGCUGAGAUUGCUGCAAUCGCGUGGGAAAGCUCCGACAAAUCUUGGCAGCUUCUUUGUCCAGGUUGUGGAUCCCGGCCAAGCAGCUUUGCAGCCGAGAACCCCGGAGUGGCAGUUCCAAGUGCCAUUGGUGUUGCUCGUGGGGAAGCAAAAGAUGCGCAGGAAGCGAGCAGCCGUGGUGUGGUGAUCGCCUUCUCAGAGGCUCGUGCUUUGCUACCGCAGGGUUUGGAGCUGUCGCAUGCCCAGGGGCUGCCGCUUCUGCUGGUGGUGCUCAAUGACCAGACUAUGGAUGCCUUUCUCAUGGCCAAGAGCAUGGGCAUCGCUACAUAUACUGCGUCUGGGUCGGACCUGGCACACUUUGCAGCUUGUGAUGCUCUGUCGGCACAUCCAUCUACUGAGACGAACAGCGCACCACUACCGGCUCUUCAGCAUGCUGCUUCGGCACAGACAUCGCUUCUGACAGUUCAGAAGCUCCCUGCUCGUGUUGAGUCGGAUGCCAUGCUCCCACAAAGCCUUUCCGCGGCAUCCAAAUCACUUGUUGACGCGCUGACAGCUGCAGAUGUGGAGCUGCUAUUCUCAGCAUGCACGAAUCCAGGACACAAACGCUUGUUGCGAGCGCUGGAGGAAGCUGCGCAAGAAACUUGUGUCAAUGUGGUCGCCUGCACCGAUGCCCAGAGCGUUGGUUUCAUGGCAGACGGCGCCGCACGUUGCUUCAUCGGCAUGAAUUCAACAAUUGGAGCUUGUUUGCUCGACUCCGUGGAUGCAUUUUCGCUACCAGUCUUGUCAGGAGUUGGUGAGGCUUGGCAGGAUGGUGUUCCACUUCUAUUGCUUGUGCUGAGCCCUGGAUUGGAGGAAGGUGCAGAAUCUGGUAGCAUUGGUCCACUUGCUGAAUUCUCCAAGCAAGUGUUCGUAGGUGACCAAAACCUGGCCGAGAAGGUGCGUGCAGCAAGCCAAUUGGCUGCUUCACCUCCAUGUGCUCCGGUGACAGUGCUCCUACCUCGCAGCGACUUCCUGACAAGUUCUCGUGGUACCAGAGCGGAUUGUCCACGUGGACCUUCCCUUGUGGAAUGUCACGGGCCAGCAUUAGCGUUUCAGCCGACAGUGCCAAAAUCUCUGAAGGCACCCCGGUUGCCACUCAAGGAUCCUGCGCUUCCUCCUGAAGGUGCCAAAAGAGCCGUGGAAUUGUUGUUAUCUGCCCACCGCCCUUGGAUUCAUGUGGGGAUGGGUUGCGCCAACCGUACCGCCGACGGUCUGGUACAAAGGCUGGCUGAGUCCCUAGAGGCCCCAGUCUCAACCACCUUUUCUGGGAAGGGGGUGAUCCGAGAGGACCACCCACUUUGGCUUUGGCCCAUUGCCGGCCCAGCCAUGCCGAAUCAGCUGAGGGAAGUUGCAGAUACAUGUGAUACAAUUCUGAUUCUUGGGGCUCAGAUGGGUGAAAUUGCAUCAUGCAGAAGGCAGUGGCCUGCAAGAAGGAACACGGUGAUACAUGUUGAUGCAGAUCCCUGCGUACUGGGAGCAAACUUCCUACCUGACUUGCCAGUACUGGGAGAUGCAGCAGAGGUGCUUGGGCUAAUGCUUGAAGAACUUGCGCGCAAAGGUGUGGAGCCAAACCAGCGGCCAAACAGUGCACAUGGCAGAGUUCAUGAUCAGACCUUGAGAGCAGAUCUUAAAGCGGCUCAUGAAUCACUUCUUGCACAGAUGCGGGCUGAAGCAGUCGAGCUGCCACUAGCCGGCCAGUGUUCCCCAUUUGGGCUGUAUGCUGCGCUUCAGAAAGCUGUGGUGCCUGGAAAAGCGGUCUUUGUGUCUGACUCAGGGAAUGGAACGGUCCUUGCAGCAGAGUUUCUCCGCUUGGCAGGACCCCGGCGCUUCCUAGCACCAACGGACUUUUCCUCCAUGGGUUACUGUGUGCCGGCAGCUCUUGGAGCUGCCUUGGCUGGUCGCUCUCGAGGAGAAGAGGUGGUUUGUGUGGCCACCGUCGGCGAUGGUGCAUUCUUGAUGACUGGGCUUGAGAUGGCGACCGCUGCGUCUAUGAAACUCCCAGUGAUUUGUGUAAUUUUGCGGGAUGGUGAGCUUGGCAUGAUUUCCGGGCUUCAGCGAGCCCAGCAAAAUGAAGUGUAUUGUACACAUGUGCCUGAGCGAAUGGAUAUGGUGCUACUGGGCAAGUCUUUUGGCAUCCCAUCACGGCGUUUGACGUCUGACGGAGAGGCGGACGAAGUCGCUGAAUGGGCUUACAAGCACUGCAGCAGUGGCAAAGGGCCCGUUCUCAUCGAGGCGAUGGUGUGCUAUGGGGCUCCGUCUUUCUACGCGCGAGGUGCCACAGGACAAAUGCCAACUGCUCAGGUGAAUCCUCUUCCAACUGAACCUUUACCUUUGGUCCAGCUGCCAGUGCCCUCGCCCAAAGACGCAGCAUCAGCCUUCACCAAAAAGGCACUUGAACACCAUGGCCGUUCAAAUUCAUGGGACAUAGCAGAAUGUUUGCGGAUGGCAUUGGCAAGCCACAACAAUGACAAGCCCAAUGCAAUCCAGGAUGGCGAACUCAGCUGGAGCUAUGCCCAAAUGGCUGCCAGAGUCUUCCUUUUGCGGGAAGCCUUGAAAGGAUGUGGCAUCCAAGCCGGAGAAAGGGUUGGCAUCAUCUUGCCGAACUCUUCAGCACAUCUGGUUUCGCAUUAUGCAGUGACAGCUCCAGGCUUGCGGGCUGUGGCGCUCAACCUGAGUCCUCGGCUGCAGCCUCCUGAACUGUUGAGGCUUCUGGAUGAUGCAAAGCCUAGCGCUUUGAUUUCUCAUGUUGAUUCUGCAUCUCUGGUCUCUAAUACAUUGGCGCUAUGCGAGCAAAGACUCUCUUCGAUGCCGAUCUUUUGGUCAGGCGGUUUGCCAGAUGGCUCUGAGGGACCACAGAACGUGGUUCUGGAAGAUGUGAUGGAAUGCGCUGCAGCGCCUGCACCGCCUGCAGCGCCUGCACCGCCUGCAAAUGGAUUGUGGUCUCUAGAGGAGAGCAGCGUUGCCGACUUGCCAUGUGAAAUGUACUUUACCAGCGGCACUUCUGGGCGAUCCAAGGGGGUGUUGCUUUCCCAUGCGAUUGUUCACACUCACGCGCUUCAUUGUAUUUCGGAACAUCGUUUUUCCUCGGAAGAUGUGUGGCUUCAUGUGGCACCAAUGUUUCACUUGGUGGACGCAUUUGCAAUGUUUUCUAUCACCGCCGUUGGGGGGAAACAUGUGCUGCUCCAGGGAAACUUUGAUCCUGAAGGUACGCUUGAGACAAUGCGUUCCAAAGAGAUCACAGCAACCAACAUGGCAACAUCCAUGGUGAACUUGCUUCUAGCUUCCCCUUCCAGUCGUUCACUUGAUGGUCGCUUUCCAAGCCUGCGAUUGGUGUCCUGCGGGGGCGCGCCGCUCAGCAAGGCAUCAGUCUUGAGAGCUCAACGGCUUUUCGGCUGUGAGUUCUUCCAAUCAUAUGGUAUGACUGAGUGCUGCGGAAAAAUUUCAAUGUCCAUGCUGAGUCCAGAGCAAAGACUGCUUCCUUUGGGACAGCAGAUGGAGAUGUUGUGCUCUUCAGGAAAACCCUUCGAGGGGAUUGAGGUGAGAGUGGCAGAUGUUGAGACGGCCAUGCCAGUGCUGCAGGAUGGAAAGACAGUUGGUGAGGUGCAACUUCGUGGGCCCACUGUGUUCAAAGGAUACCUGAAUCCUGAGAGCGGCGUUAGCACCGCUGACCCUGACAGCUUCCUGCCAGGUGGUUGGUUCCGGACAGGUGAUUUGGCCUACAUCACCCCAUCUGGCUUUUUGCAUGUCAUCGACCGUUUGAAGGAUAUGAUCUUGGUCGGAUCCGAAAAUGUGUAUUGCAUUGAGGUCGAGAAUGCGCUCUUUGCUCAUCCAGCUGUCUCACUUUGCUCCGUUUAUGGGGUCCCUGGACCAGAGAUGAUUGGAGAGUUGGUGAAGGCUGUGGUUAUGGUGAAGGAUGGCGUGGCAGUUCCCAGCACGGCAGACCUGCAGAAGUUCUGUGGCAAUUUGCUGGCGGAUUUCAAGAUUCCACGUCUCGUAGAAGUGGUGCAGUCAAUGCCUUUGAACAGCUCGGGAAAAGUCAUAAAAAGUGAAUUGAAAAAGAGAGAUAGCAGCAUUGCCCAAGCAGAACUUGAAGAUCAAGAUGGAUCCCAAGAUCUGAAGUACAUCAGGGAGCACUGUUAUGAGCUGGCUUGGUGCAGCAGUUCCUUUGUGCCUUGCACAGGUUCGUUUGGCCAAUGGUUGGUCCUCUCUGCUGGCUCAGAUUCUGCUCCUGUUUCUUCAGACUUGCUACACGCUGUCUCUGCACGUUUUGCCGCCCUCAAUGCUGGAGGAGCCAUUGGGGAGUGCUCCAUAGGCGAUGUUCCCACCAUCUCCAAUUUUGCUGGAAUGGAUGCGCCCGCCGGAGUUUGUUUGCUGCUGCCCGCGGGCAAUAUGGUCGACAUGGGUCCAGAUGGUGAUGCAAGAGUGAGGAUGGCAGUCCAGAGAGGACUGUGCAUGAUGCUUGCAAUCGUGCGAGCAGCAGAAGCUCUCAAGAUUGGCAGCAUUCUGGUGGCUACACAGCAUCCUACGGAUCAGGCUGCAGAAGGGCAGGUAUUACCAAAAGAUCCUGCAAUCGCAGCCUGCUGGGCAUUUGCUCGUGCAGCUGCAGCAGAAUCUGACAUCGCCUGGCGGCUUGUUGAGCUUUGUGGUCACGCAUCACCCAGUGAUGCAGGCAGCGCUAUUGUAGCUGAGGCACAGGCCGCACACCUCUGUGACCCUCAGGCUCGCUCAGAAGAGGUGGCGUGGGCUGGCGGUCGCCGUUUUGUUCCUCGCCUGAAGCGCUUGCAAAUGCCCGAAACGGAUGAAGCAACUAUGCAGUUGGCAGGGAUGUCAGGCAAGCCAGGCUUCAUUGGCCCAGAAGGGAAUGGCUCCAGUUGCAUUGUUGUGGGUGGAAAUGGCAGCCUGGGGCGCUUGCUAGUGUCAACCUUGCAGAAGUGCGGCCAGCUGAGUGAUAUUGUCGUUGCUGGACGCAGCAAAGGGGGUCCUGGCAAAUCUACUUUGGGAACAGAUGCGUCACAGGAUUCAGUGAGUGGACCAGGACCUUCGAUGGGCAGACUGCGCAGAAGUGCUGAGGCCAAAGUUGACGGCACUCUCAAUUUGGCAUCAACCAGCAACAGCGUGUUUGGAAGCCUGGGUGAAGAUAAAAACGCUUGCACUUUGGUUUGCUUCAGCAGUAUCUUUGGAGUACUCUCCUAUCCUCGCCUGGCACCAUACGGGGCAGCAAAUGGAUUUCAAGACGGCUUCACAGCACUCCGGUCCGCCAAUGGGCAAGGUGCACAAGCUGUAGCCUGGGGUGCUUGGGCAGAGACAGGCAUGGCACAUCGCGCUGGUGCAGGUUUCCACGCCUUCUGGGCGUCUGAAGGUAUGGGCUUUGUACCACCUGAAGCUGGCAUGGAGCUACUUUGCCACCUGUUGGCUUGCAAAAGCUCCUUGCCCCGCCAAGUCUGCGUUUUCCCAGCAAAUCAAUCCAAUCCAUCGAACCUUUGGCCUGCUGCUCUAUUCCGCCACGUGCUGGCUCGUGAUCUCACAGAGCCUCAUCAGGAAGUCGAAUCUCCAAGCCAGGAAGUUUCAAAUGACACAACUGCAGAGACCCUGGAAACUGAUAUUCGAGCGGUCGUUGUGGACACCUUGCGUUCUCUCUUGGGGUGUGAACCAGACGAAGUCCCUAUGGAGGAACCGUUUGCCACAGCGGGGAUCACUUCAAUGAUGGCGGUUGAUUUGACGUCGCGCGUCAGCAAGGCUUUGUCCAUCACCUUGCCUGCAACUUUGGCCUUCGAGGUGGUCAGUGGAGAGCAGCUGUGUUCCUCCUUGGUCGCCCGCCUAAAGCCCAAAGUCCGCAAGGGGCCAGAAGAGGUUGGGGCCAUACAGGCGCAGAGGGCCGUGCAAGUGCAAGUGGUGGGUGGCGCAUGCACACUUCCAGGUGGCGAAUUGGGCACGAGCACUGACCUGCGUCAGAUGUGGUCACGGCUCGUUGGGGCUGUGGAUUGCGUCCGGCUUCCUCCGCUUGGGCGUCCAGUAGCUGCGCCACGAGACACGAGUUCUGCAUAUGAGACGCUGGGCUACUCAGAAGCAGGAUACCUUGAUGCAGAGUCCGUGACUUGCUUUGAUCCCCCGGCGUUUGGCAUGGGCCAGUCAGAAGCCGAAAUUCUCGAUCCGCAGCAACGCCUGUGCGUCAAGAAUUCGCUGGAAGCAAUGGAGGAUGCCGGUGUUUCAAAAGCCAAGGGUGCACCGAUUGGAGUAUAUGUUGGAGUGACCACUGUGGACUUCACAGACAUCGUGAUUAAGAAAGCUGGGCCCCCAUCUGCCUACACUGGGCCUGCUUUGACAACUGCAAUUUGUUCCAACAGGGUCUCCUACAUCUUUGACUUGCAAGGGCCGUCAGCUUCAGUGGACACUGCUUGUUCAUCAUCCUUAGUGUGCUGUAACAUGGCGAUGGCGGCCUUGCGCAACAGCGCAUGCACCGGAGCCUUGGUCCUGGGCGUCAACGUGCAGUUCAACCCAUACUGGACAGAGGCGUUUGCAGAAGCUGGAAUGCUUUCCCCAACUGGACGAUGUCGAUUUGGAGAUAACCGGGCUGACGGCUAUGUGAGAGGAGAAGGAUGCUCGUGCAUCAUGCUUGCGGAGGCCGAAACGUACAGCAGGGGUCCUCAGAAGGCUGCUCCAUAUGCUGCUUUGAAAGGCAGUUUUUCCAACCAAGACGGCCGCUCCAAUGGUCUCACUGCGCCAAAUCCAAUGUCUCAAGCAGCGUUGCUGACGUCUGCCUGGAUGGAUGCAGGCAUUAGCCCUGCAGAUGCAACUUAUGCAGAAGCUCAUGGCACGGGCACAUCCUUGGGCGAUCCUAUCGAGAUAGUGGCUAUGGGAAGGGCUCUGCGAGGACGUGGUGCACAGAAUGAUCCACAGCUAGCAAACCUGCCAGCACUCCGCACUGCCAGCUUCAAAUCUAACAUUGGACAUUUGGAGUGCGGUGCUGGAGCUGCUUCAUUGACUAAGCUUGUCCUUGUCCUGCAUCAAUCGCUUAUUCCACCAUCUCUUCAUUUGAAAGUGCUCAACGAGCACAUUGACUGGGAGGAUGUCCACGUCAAGGUGGUCACUGAAUGUCAGCCCUUGAAUGACACGGGUUCGGCCCAGGUGAGCGGUUUUGGUUUCGGUGGCUCCAAUGCCAAUGCAGUGCUUUGCUCCUCAGAAACGGGGAAGUCGAAUGCGCGAAGCUCGCGAGCAGUAAUGAUUCCCUUAGUGUCACGUGACUGGGAGCUUGGAAUGAAAGCCAUCAAGGCUUGGGUGACAGAGACCUCUGAACAUGGAUAUCCAGGUCAACUCGAAAGCAUUGCAAGAGCAGCAGCGCUGAAAGCUGUACGUCCAAGUUUCAUUCAAUCUCAACCCCUUCAACGGCAAGCUGUGGUUGCUUCUAGCAUCCCGGAGUUUGUUGGAAAGAUAUGCACACCUCAAGCAUCUUCAAAGGAAAGGAAAAGGAGGUUGGCCCUGGUGCUCAACGGUGUCGGCGACAGCGCUUUUGCAACGCUUCGGUUGCUACAGGCAAUGGCUCCCAAAGGGAAUUCUGAGCCGCUGCCAUGGCAUGGAAUGCGACAAAAGAUGGAGCUCUCAACGAUUGGCCAUGGCGGCUCCGCUGAGGCAGCAUCUUUUACAGCAUUGCACUGUGCUGCUGCAGCUUUCAUUGAAGAUUUGGGUGUCGUGCCAUCUCUGAUUUGCGGACAGGGCAUAGCAGGAGAGGUUGCCAGCUUCACAACAGCAGGUGUGCUCCGGCCGUUUGAUGGCAUCAAAUUGGCUUCUGAGCGAUGUGAUGUAGUGAACAGUUUUUGGCCGCCAACCGUGCCUGUGGCGUCUGCUCAGCAUGGCUUGCUGUCUGAGAGGCCAAGCGAUCAAUACUUCCAGAAUUCCUUGGCUCAGUGCAAGCAGUUUGAUGGGCUCACUUCAGCAGUGAAGUCACUGCAGUGUGAUGUUGUGAUGGAAAUUUGCCUAGGUUCCCCUGCAGUGGCAUCUUUUUUCUCCGGGUGCAUGGAAGUUGCACCGCAAGUCUUCACAGUGUGUUUGGGCUCCCCGGCAGAUGGCCGGGUCGUGUCUUCAGACUUGGCUGAGCGUGCGAUUUUGGAAGCAGCUGCUGGGUUGUUUUCGUGUGGUAUUGGGUUGACCUUUGCAGGAUCGCUUGGUGAAGGACCUGUUGCGAGACUGCCCCCGACCAGUCUCGCACCCAAGGUUUGCUGGCCGUGCGAUCCAGCUGAGAGCCAGUGGCAACGCCAAGACCUUUAUUCUGAUGCGUAUGAAGCCAGGUGGCUUGCAACUGAUGAAAGUCAGUCAGAAAGUGUGCAGAACUUCUUGGUGUCUGGUGGCGAUUCGGCCUUGCAGAUGGCAUCCUCUCUCUCACAGCGCGGAUCCACAGCUAAAGUAGGGGAUCCAUCGGCUCUUCCACCUGAGAUGGAGUUGGGAUCAACUGUGUUUGUAUUCAUAGCAGAGCCAUCGCAGCCACGGCAGCUUCAAGAAACCUUGGCUGACACCCGGGCAAAGCCACAUGCCUUGCUUCAGUGGCUACGUGCCUUGCCAAAAGGACCGUGCAAGGCUGCGAUUCUGUCUGUUGGGGCUCAUGGGUCUGAGAUUGACCUCCGCGGCAUGCCAGCUGCAGCAAUGUGGGGAGCAGCCCGGUCCGCCAGGCAGGAGUUGAGAUCUGAUAUCUCUUUGAGGUGCAUCGAUCUAGACUCUGCGAGCAGCCAGCACUUCGAAAGUGUGCAAAUCUUCAACAGCUUUGCAGACGAACUCACCCUGCACGCCAAAGAGGUCCAGGAUGUUCUCCUUGUUCCACCUGUUCGGAAGCUCCGAACGUUGCAAAGCUUGCAACUCCCGCUCAAGAAAUGCGAUUCAGAGCUUAGCUUGCCGGAAACCUUUGGAAUCACAGGUGGCACAGGGGCUUUGGGUUUGAUGACGGCAGAAUGGCUCACGGGUCAUGGCGUGAAGUUGCUGGUGCUAGCCUCUCGCGCAGGGAAGGUGCCAGAGGAGAACUCCAAAUUGUGGCAGGCCCUGUCUCAAACGCAGGCCAAAGUUCAACUCUGUAAAUGUGACGUGGGCCAAGACCCCAAUCCAAUGGCUCAAAUCUUGCGAUCUGCAGAUGCCUUUGGCCUUGCACAUUUGGCUGGGGUUUUGCAUGAUGGUCGUUUCACACACCAAAAUUUCAGCACCCUGGAUAUGACAAUGAAGCCAAAGGUAGAUGGCGCAGCAAUGCUUUUGGACAUCUUGCGCUCAGCCAGCACUGAGCAUGCUGCUCAGCGCUUGAAGCAUCUGUGGCUCUUCUCUUCCGUCACCAGUUGCUUGGGGAACAUGGGGCAGACAGCCUAUGGUGCUGCCAAUUCAGCUCUUGAUGCCAUGAGCCGUGCAUUUUGGCCAGGUGAUGUGGUUGGACCAGUUGCUGGAGCCACACUAUCUUUACAAUGGGGCCCAUGGGCGGAUUUUGGCAUGGCUUCUGCCUUGCCCGAGGGCAGCACUUCGAUCUUUAGACCUUGGAAAGGGGAUCAGGCAUUUUUGGCUUUGGAGGCUACCUUAGGAGCAGGUUGCCCUGUGGCUUGCCUCACGCAGUUCGAUUGGAAUAAGGUGAGGCAAGACUUUGGCGAGAGCCCUUAUCAUCGAGGAUUCAUGCGAGAAGUUUGGGGGGAGAAGCAGAAGAAGGUUGCGGAGACCGUUGCUUUGUCGUCGCACCAGGGCCAGAGCUUUGCAGAUGUGAAAAGUGCCGUGGUUCAGACCUUGCAGAAGUUCCUGCCAAAUGGCCUUGAUGGCUUAACAGAUGAUGCAGAGUUGGAUGAACUGGGGCUCGACUCCUUGUCAGGGGUGGAAGCAUCUCGUGCGCUGGCAGCUGCCUUGGCCCCUUUCGGUGUCAAGAGUGUCAAGCCUACCUUCUUGUUCGAAGCAAAUUGUUUGAACGCAAUCCUUUCAAAGCUUGAGGUGCCCACAAUAUUGCCUGAGGCAGUUGUGCUUCCUACUGUUGCACCCCAAGCAGCCGCACUGAAGAAAGUGCCGCAAGCAUCUUCAGCGGACAUCAAGGAGGCGGUUAUUGAUUCCCUCAGCCGUUUUCUACCCAACGGGCGCGAGGGGCUAACAGACACUGCCGAGUUUGAUGAGCUGGGACUGGACUCACUGUCAGGCGUGGAGGCAUCCCGAGCAUUGGCAGCUGCCCUGAAUCCGCUUGGCAUCACAGGAAUCAAACCCACCUUCCUUUUUGAGGCCAACUCCUUGCAGUCCCUUCUUGCCAAGACCUUCGCUGCAAAGGACCUUGAGCCAGACAAAGCGCCCAUUGUUCCAGUGAACAUUCACUCAAUUGGCGAAGCUUCACCGCUGGUAAGGCAACUCUUCGGAAUUGUUUCUGCAGGCCUUGCUUCGGUUCUGCAGGUCUUGAGCUACGGACCUUUCUUUCUCUUGAUGGUGGUAUGUUUCCCGCCAAUAGAGAAUGUCUCGGCCUAUUCAAGUUUCUCCCAUCUUGCUGCAGUGUUCCUUAUAUGUUUUCUUGUGGUGGCUUCCAUGGCGCAGCUCUUCACGUGUUUCUUUCUAAUGUGGAUGGCCAAGAACCUUUUCUUGGGCACUGUGAAGGACGGCAUUUGGCCGAUCUGGGGCUGGAAGAUGGCAUGCCUAAAGGGCAUCCGGCUGUUUGAGGAGUUCGUUUUUGUUUUGCCAGUCAUGAGGGCGCUGGAGAGGUCAGAAAUGCGAAACUUUGCUUGGCGCCUCAUGGGUUCACAGGUGGGCAGAGGUGCCUUCAUUGCCCAAGGUGACGAUUUGCCACUGAUAGCCUGGGACUUGCUGAGUAUUGGGGAGAAUGCCAUCCUUGACGGCAUUAACCUCGGCGGCUCAAAUCGCACCUUUCACUUUCAUCGGCCUUUGUCCAUCGGAAGCAAUUGUGUCAUUUGCCAAAAUGCAACUUUGAAGCCUGGUGCUGUGGUGGGCGAUGGUGCUAUUGUGCUUCCGCAUUGCACCGUGACAGGAGAAGUGGGCGCUCAAAAGGUGCACGAUGGGAGCGCAGGAACUUCCACUGCCUUAUCUGCUGUCGACAUCGACUCCGAUCGGCUUUUGAGUUUUCCUCGACGAACACCCAUGAGUCUUGGAGCUUCUUUCGUUGUGAUGCCGUUCUUGCUGUGGUUGAAGGUUUUAAGUUUGUGGCCUUUCCUCAUCGACUUGUCCUACAUCUUUAUGAAGUUGAUUCCAUUGCUCGUGGGCGGUCGCCAGCCGACACUUUCUUCCGAUUUGGGUUUGGUGGUGGUCGUGCUGCCCGCCAUCCUUGUUCUUUCGACAUUGCUCUAUGACAUGUUCGUGGUGCUGGCGGCAAUUGGAGCAAAGUGGGUUCUGCUGGGCCGCUUUCAGGAGGGUUCUUACUCGGUAAGCCACUUGUACCUUUUCUUCUUUGAGGUUAGCCUCCUGCUCACUACAGCAGCUGCAGGGGUGAUGAAAGAUUGUUCCCAGACCAUUGCGAACACGUUCUUUAUGAAGGCGAUGGGAGGUGACGUCGCUUGGAGUUGGAUGCCUUCACCCCUAAACCCAGUGGCAUACUUCUGUGCUGACCUGAUCAGCAUUGAAAGUGAUGUCUUUACGUCAAGCAGGGUGACCUUCAAUUGCAUUACUCUGGAGCCAAGCCCUCGCCCAGAGAAAGCAUCCACCGCAUGGCAAGCAAGAUGGAAGAUGACAUGCCGAAGGAAGGGGUUUGCAAUCGCGGCUGUGUGCUUGUUGCCUGGGCAAAAAGCUGCUACACAUUGCUGCGCUAUUUCCCCGCAUUGUGUGGGGUUCUUCUUUUUCUGUACUGCAUCCCGCCGCCGCCUCUUCCGACUCCUGCCUCCGCCGCCUCUUCCUCACUCUCACACACACAACUUUGUCACACGCAACUUUGUCGCAAACAACUCAUAA
Molecule: messenger RNA, 13383 nt
Organism: Cladocopium goreaui
Lineage: Eukaryota; Dinophyceae; Suessiales; Symbiodiniaceae
Source: the annotation of a GenBank genome assembly